AUGGGCAAAUACACGCGAGCUAGCUUUAAUCGCGAGUUUACGCGGCCGCACGAUCUCAACACGCAUGUCCUGUCUCGAGUCACUGCAUCAAGAUUUGGGACCGGUAGUAUACAACCAACAGUCGAGAUCUCAACAAAACGCGUGGGAGUGCUGUGGGAACCAGGAGCAUCUGCCCGAUCGAGUGGCGAUCGACCAGCACACGCGCAAGGGCUGCGACAGCAGGCGGCAAAUUGGUUUCUAUCCACCGUGAUUUUGACCCCGGAUGAAGGGCCCGGCAAGGAUGCGCCACGAGAUGAAGCUGGUUGA
This is a messenger RNA of Penicillium vulpinum, 306 nucleotides long. RefSeq lists its product as uncharacterized. Lineage: Eukaryota; Fungi; Ascomycota; Eurotiomycetes; Eurotiales; Aspergillaceae. The transcript has 4 exons. Bases 1 to 306 code for a protein of 101 amino acids. The record is from RefSeq and is a predicted model, not a curated record.